Sinocyclocheilus anshuiensis is the source of this 1099-nucleotide messenger RNA. Its product is annotated as inhibin beta A chain-like. The record is from RefSeq and is a predicted model, not a curated record. Gene Ontology annotation, cellular component: extracellular region. The transcript is spliced from 2 exons. Bases 1 to 834 code for a protein of 277 amino acids. Gene Ontology annotation, molecular function: growth factor activity; cytokine activity. NCBI's taxonomy places the organism in Eukaryota, Metazoa, Chordata, Actinopteri, Cypriniformes, Cyprinidae.
AUGAGCCCACGAGACAUAAGCAAGAAUCUUGGAGAUGCCCCUGACGUCAUGAAAUUUGACAUUUCUAAGGAGGGCAGCACUCUGUCUGUGGUGGAGCAGGCCAACGUGUGGCUGUUCCUUAAAGUUGCCAAGGGCAGCCGAGGGAAGGGGAAGGUGUCUGUUCAGCUCCUGCAGCAUGGCAAAGCUGACCCAGGCUCUGCGGAUGGACCCCAAGAAGCGGUGGUGUCCGAGAAGACUGUGGACACGCGGCGCAGCGGCUGGCACACACUACCGGUGCCCCGCAUGGUGCAGACCCUGCUGGACAGGGACAGCAGCUUGCUCAGUCUCAAUGUCUCCUGUCCAAUGUGUGCCGAAGCCGGCGCUGUACCCAUCCUGGUGCCUGCAGAAGGCAACAAGGGCAAAGAGAGAGAACAAUCUCACCGACCCUUCCUCAUGGUCGUGCUCAAGCCAGCCGAGGAGCACCAGCACCGGCGCAGCAAGCGUGGCCUAGAGUGUGACGGCAAAAUCCGCGUCUGCUGUAAACGGCAGUUCUACGUCAAUUUCAAGGACAUCGGGUGGAGCGACUGGAUCAUCGCUCCGUCUGGAUACCACGCUAACUACUGCGAGGGCGACUGUCCCAGCCAUGUGGCCAGCAUCACUGGCUCUGCCCUCUCCUUCCAUUCCACCGUCAUCAAUCACUAUCGGAUGCGCGGGUACAGCCCCUUUAACAACAUCAAGUCGUGCUGCGUACCCACGCGCCUACGGGCCAUGUCCAUGCUCUACUACAAUGAAGAGCAGAAGAUCAUUAAGAAAGACAUCCAGAACAUGAUAGUGGAGGAGUGUGGCUGCUCAUAAGACGCCAUGAACUCCUAACAAACACUUCAAUGUUGGUACAAAGCACAUAUCAGAGGACUGGCAGUCUGUGUUCACCCACAAACUUUUGAACUGCAAACUCGGGCAGUCUAUUUGUUUUUCGAUCAUUCCAAUAGGACUGAUUAUUGGAGCGGUCUUUGUGGCACUUUCAUAUAAAAAUGACGGAGGAGAAUAAAGCAUAAUAUAUUUUUUUUAAUGAAGGGAGACUGAGAGGGAACGGGUGCAUGGGUCAAAGUGUCAGCCCUCA